Pseudocercospora fijiensis CIRAD86 is the source of this 2962-nucleotide messenger RNA. RefSeq lists its product as uncharacterized. The transcript has a single exon. Gene Ontology annotation, molecular function: protein binding. The coding region runs from base 1 to 2712 and encodes 903 amino acids. The record is from RefSeq and is a predicted model, not a curated record. NCBI's taxonomy places the organism in Eukaryota, Fungi, Ascomycota, Dothideomycetes, Mycosphaerellales, Mycosphaerellaceae.
AUGGCUCCUCGAAAAGGCAAAGAGACUCUGCUUGAGCUCUGCACCGCAACGACGACCCUGGGAAAUACCAUUGCAGUACAUGUUGUCGAGUACCUGUCAACGGCGAAAUCCCCCUCCCAUGGCUUCAAGGAGCUCGCCGUCGACUUUCUGGAGACCAGCCGCAUUCUCUUCCCAGCCAAGGCCGGACUGACAGAGACUGCACGAACUGGCACUCAAUUCCCUUCAGAUAUCACACAGGAGCUCAGGGAACGAUUUCACCAAACGAAUACUGUAUUCGUGGUUCUGAAUCAGCUCGUGAACAAGUUUCUCGAAAAUGAACGAAAGCAGGGCUUCGGAAAGCUUGGAAAGGGAUUCCGCAUGAUGUUUGCCGACAUCGAAAAGAUGCGAAUGUCCUUGACCCAAUGUCGCGCUGCUCUGAGGAUGAGUGCCUUGGUGUUCACAUGGACCCUGGGAGAGGACAAAGUUGACGCGGCCUCAAGCAUUGGUUAUACUGCUCUCGCAGCUGUACUGGGUCUUUCAGAGCCACAAAAGGGAAAGAGCGACAGGUCGGAUGCUCCGCCACGAUACCCAAAUGGUCUGCCACUAUCGCCAGAGCCAAAGUCGCCACGACUUCCACUUGAGAGGCACACAACACUGAACUCUUCCCAUCCGAGCACGCACCAUCAUCAUGCACUGGACAGCUCCUACCCGGAUCGUGAAAGCUCAUUUGGUCCCAUUUUUACCUAUCCGCAUCCAAUGCAACAUGGCAAGACACAACUUUCACACCAGUAUAGCAAACGCAGCUCCGUAAUAGAAAUUGCUCUCGAUAAUGCUUCCGAUGUCACGAGGAGUGCAUCUUUGCAUGACGAUCACGACUUCGAUAUCCAGAUCCCAAAGACCGCUGCCCGCGUGACAGCCGACCCAUCAGCUGUACACAGACGUCAACCCAGCCAUUAUACGGGGGAGCCCACACCAGCAUCCAAGAUGGCUCUUGUAACAGCAGUACAGCAGAAGAACUCGCGAGUAGUUGAGCAGCUGCUGGAAUCUGGUGUUCCUGCCGACAACGGAGUCGAAUGCAAUUUGCUCCGCGUGGCUGUCACAAACCACGAUCUUCCUACUGUACACCUUCUCCUCCUAUUUGGCGCCGAUCCUAACGCAAAGGACAAGGACGGCUUCACACCUUUGCAUGCCGCGACAGAGGUGUCGUUCUACGACGCUGCACAGCUCCUUGUGAAAUACUGCGCAGAUCCAAAUAUCAGUGCCGGUUCAAAUGGAGUGAAUCCCUUCGCCGUGGCAUUGACCAAUCACAAGAGCCAUUUUGCACAGCUCUUCCUCUGCUACGGUGCGGAACCGGAUUUGAUGAUGUUGGGCGGCAACACACCAUUCUUGCUAUCGAUCGACAAGUCCAUACCGAUUGGCCUGAUCGAGCUUAUGUUGGUGUACGAGGCCAAUCCCAACUGCAAGAACGGCCAAGGCGAGACUGCACUUUUCAAGGCAAUCAACGCACAGCGUCUUGACAUCGUCGCUCUUCUUCUUGAUCACGGCGCUGACCCCAAUCUUCCUGGUCCCAAGCAUAUGCUCUGGCCCUCAGUCCACCAUCCACGCAUCUUGGAGUUGAUGUUGCAGCGUGGCGCAAAUGUCACGCGUGCUCCUGGCUGCCUUGAACUCUCAACCUCAAUCAACAAAUUCGAGUCCGUGGACAUUCUCCUCAAGCACGGCGCAGAUCCAAAUACCAAGAAGGAUGGGAUCUUCACACCACUGUGCACUGCUAUCCGAGAUGAUCGAAGCAACUUGGUUGAUAUCCUGAUCGCUGCCGGUGCUGAUCCGAAUCUCAAGGCAAGCGAGUAUCCUGCGUUCAAGUGCGUCACGCAUCAUCGUGCGCAUCUUCUGCCAAGAGUAUUGGCUGCAGGUGCAGAUCCGAGCACACCAAAGGGUAUCAUCGAGACAGCGGUUGCACACAACAAUAAAGAGGCUUUGAUCUACUUGCUGGAACAGCGCGUGGAUCCUAACGCCCGGACUCCAGCGGGCGACACAGCUCUUACAACUGCAAUCAGACAUAACCGCAUCGAUCUCAUCGACAUCCUCCUCGCCCACGGCGCUGACCCAGCUGUCCACGGUCAAGACUGGCCUGUGAGUAUGGCCGUCAAACACCCCCAGAUUUUGGCAAAGCUUCUGCCGAAAAUUAGUGUCAGCAAGAUCAACAAGGGCUCUCUCGAAAUGGCCGUGGUGGCAAACCAGUUGGAAAGCGUCAAGCUUCUCCUCGCGAAGGGCAUGAGUGUGGAGGAUAAGAACGGCGGCGUCUUUAGUCCACUCACGACCUCGAUCCGUGAGGACCGCAAGGACAUUUUCUACUACCUCGUCGACGAGGCUGGUGCAGACCCGAACGCGCCAGGAGAGCAUCUGCCCAUCAUCAAGGCGAUUCGCCGCCAUCGCGAGCAUGACCUUUCGUAUAUCGAGCAUCUGCUAGCCAAGGGUGCGGACAUCAAUCUCAUGUACCGUGGCUGGAAUGCAGUCCUUCAGGCACUGGACAAUGGCGACACUGAGAUCCUCAAGCUGCUUGCCAAAAUGGGCAACCCUGAUCUGAGUGCUCGAGAUGAAAAUGAUCGAAGUGUCUUGGAGAUCAUGCAGGAGCGUGGCCUUGAAGAAGAGGCUACGACACUGCUUGGCGGCAGAAGUCCGUCCCCACAGAUGAAGAAGGCACUCAGUCAACUGAGAGGCUUGGUCGUGCAAUAGGAACUCGGGGAGCGAAUGGAGCAAGAGGCGUUUGAUGUUCGAUGGUCGCAGGGUUCUGUUUUGCGAGGAAGCUUCCAUUGGCGUUCCAUACCUCGUCGCUGAUUGCUUGCUGGGAUGCUAUGGGUACAGAUUGACAUUGGAGUCUUCCUCUGACAUUGGCGAUUUGACAAGGGAUACCUCUACUGCGAAACUGCAUCUCGUAUGUUUUCGAUAGAUUGAUUAAUAAUGAACAUUUGGAAAGUUGAACCAC